Messenger RNA from Ordospora pajunii, 1380 nucleotides. Its product is annotated as tRNA nucleotidyl transferase. Gene Ontology annotation, molecular function: RNA binding; CC tRNA cytidylyltransferase activity; ATP:3'-cytidine-cytidine-tRNA adenylyltransferase activity. Bases 1 to 1380 code for a protein of 459 amino acids. Lineage: Eukaryota; Fungi; Microsporidia; Ordosporidae. The transcript has a single exon. The record is from RefSeq and is a predicted model, not a curated record. Gene Ontology annotation, biological process: tRNA 3'-terminal CCA addition.
AUGAGCAUUGACUUAGAGGCAAGGCUCACUGAAACCGAAAGGGUGAUUUUCGAGCUGAUAAGAAGCCAUGCCAGAAGGCUUGGCAAUGUUGUUCCAAGGGUUGCUGGAGGAUGGGUAAGAGAUAAGCUGAUGGGAAACUCAUGCUUUGAUAUGGACAUUGCAUUGUCAAACAUCAGUGGAUAUGGGUUUGCAUCAGGGCUAAGUGAAUCCGCAACAGGUCACAGGGUGACUACAGUGCAUGUAAUCAAGAACAAUCAUGAGAAGUCAAAGCAUCUGGAGACGGCUGUUGUGAGAAUAAAUGAUAUAUGUGUGGAUUUUGUUGGCCUGAGGAGUGAGACGUAUUCUGACGCAAGGGUUCCUUGUGUAGUGCCUGCAACGCCGGAAGAAGAUUCGUUUAGAAGGGACCUAACAAUCAACUCGCUGUUCUACAAUUUAUUUACGAAUACAAUUGAAGAUCACACAGGACGAGGGAUAGAGGAUAUACGCAACAAGGUGUUGGUUACACCAUUAGAUCCAAAAAUCACGUUGUUUGAUGAUCCGCUGAGGAUAGUUAGGAUCCUCCGAUUCCACUCAAAACUCAAGUUUGAUAUUGAUGAGAGCAUAUAUAAUGCAAUGGAGGAUGAAGAGAUCCGUAAGGCACUGGCAAGAAAGGUUUCGAAUGAGCGAAUUUACAUUGAGAUAUCGAAGAUGAUCCACUAUCCUAUGGGGCAAUAUGGACUGCUGGAAAUAAUCAAGAGAGGAUAUGUAGGGCCGAUAUUCAAGCCUCCUGUUUGGAAAGAGCAGUCUUAUGAGCAGGGAGUUAGGUUUAUAGAAGCAGUUGAGGAAAUCACCAAUCUAUGUGCUAGGCCAUACAGGCGAGAGAUCCUUUGCCUUUAUACUAUUUUGUGUUUUUUCAGUAGGCAAACGGUUGCGGGGUACAAGAAGAGUGCAUACUGCAAUACGUAUAUAAUGAAGAAUUCUCUUCCGUCAUCAAAGGCCUUUGUUAAGACAAUAGACAGUAUUGAAAAGAGCCUUGCCUUUCUGGACACACAGGAUCUGGAGAAUCUUGGGAUUGAAGGCCUCAUAAGAGUGGUAAGAUGUAUGGGAGAAAUGUGGUAUGAGUCUCUUAUCAUUUACUGUGGAAUAGAGCACAUGCAAAGUGCAAAGGGGAAGUUCAAGAAUGGGCUAGGCAUAAUAUGCAGGAUAAUACAGGAGUCUAUUGAAGAGUACUAUAAGGCCACGUCAAUAGUAGAUGCAAGCAGCCUGAUAAGAGAGCUUGGGAUUGUAGAAUGCGAAAUGCGAUUCUAUAUUGAGGAAGGAAUUGUGUACCAGCUUGUAAGCCAGACUGAUGAUCCUAGAAAGGUUGUCGAGCAUUUGAAACGAAUCAAGGGCUUGCGAUGA